Molecule: messenger RNA, 1011 nt
Organism: Mesocestoides corti
Lineage: Eukaryota; Metazoa; Platyhelminthes; Cestoda; Cyclophyllidea; Mesocestoididae
Source: the annotation of a GenBank genome assembly
UUGCCCCGAAGCUUUUGGAAGCAGGUGAAGUAUCCAGAAGUGUAUCGCACAUACCCACAAGAUGUUCCAAUGAAGCAAAUUGUCAAGGACAUCAAAGCAGGUCUUCCUGUCUCCCAUAUGCCUCAGUACAAUUUUCCCAUCCACAUUCUGCGUACCAGCAAGUCAGUCUGUGCAAACCACACGAAACACGACCUCGUCGUCGUGGUGAAGAGUGGCAACCUCGGGUGGGACGCCAGAGCGUCAUUUCGCGCCUUCAUGAAACGCCAGAGAGCCAGUUAUCCGAGGCUCAAGGUGGGAGUGGUCUUCAGUCUGGGAAUGCCACGCAAACACGGUGGCAGAAUAUUCGAUCGUGAUGGCAAUACCGUUAGACUGGAGGGAUUCCCUGGUGACAGGAUGGAGGAAUAUGACGGUAAAGCCAAGCUAGUUAUGGAGCGCAUUACUCAGGAAAUUGAUCAAUUCGAUGACAUACUGCUAGGCGACUACGAAGACACGUAUUUCAAUUUGACGUGGAAGACUGUCACGAACCUGCGAUGGCUGUCAGCAUUCUGCAACAAACACCAGGCUGACGCCUUCUUGAUAAUCGACGACGAUCAUCGCAUGAAUCUGUCGUUGGUAACAGAUUUCCUCAGUAGUACUUCUACUGCGGCAUUGAGGAAGUCCAUUUUCGGAUAUAUCGCCGUAAAUGAUGUCCCAGCUAGGGAGCCCUCAAUUAAGUGGUUCCAGUCAUACCGCGAAUGUCCGUGGGACUCAAUGACCCCGUAUCCACGUGGCUUUUCCCAAUUCAUUGGAGCUGACAUCGUCGACGACAUGGCCAUUGCGGCUGCAUACACGAGGUACAAUUAUGCUCCGGAGGAUGUGUUUCUCGGAAUGCUGGCAUUUAAACUGGGCAUAGAUCUGCGCAACGAAGAGUCAAUGUAUAACCACCAGCUAUUCGACGUCACGCGACUUAAGGACCGCCCUCCCAUGGUCGCGUUGAGCAAAUUUUUUGAAGGAAAUCCCUCCUCCACAUGA